AUGAAAGAAUCGGUUUAUCAACACUCGGAUAGUAACAUCUCGUUCAGCAAAAAUGUUGACAAAGUCGUUAUUCUUGAUGAUGCAGUAGACAUCGAAAGUUUUGACAAUGAAGUCACUAAUGUUGUUGCCCUUUUUGAGAGUGUUGAAGUCAAAGAUGAGGAGCUUAACAAGGUUAUCAAUGAAGGAAUAACCGAGUGUGAUGUUGCUACCAUUACGGUGUUAGAUGAGGGUGAUGACGUUGUUACAAUUGAUUUUCUUGGUGUUGACAAUUCGUAUAGUAGAAGGUGUAGUUCAUUGAAGCUUAGCUUUGAUGACAUUGGAUACAAAAUAUUUAAAGAUAUCAAUUGGUUGGACCAACCAUGCAAAAGCAGAAGAAACUGCAACAAUCGAAUCAUCUGCCUGCCGACUAAAUUUGAUGGAGAACCAUUUUUAGGUGGAGCAGGUGCUGGGGUAGGUGCAAAUUCUUCAACAUAG
Molecule: messenger RNA, 474 nt
Organism: Dovyalis caffra
Lineage: Eukaryota; Viridiplantae; Streptophyta; Magnoliopsida; Malpighiales; Salicaceae
Source: the annotation of a GenBank genome assembly